GCGGCGGCGGCGGCGUCGCGUUCCGUUCCGGACCCAGGCUGGUAGCGGGAAAGUUGCGGGACCGGUGAGAGGAAGCAGCCCCGGGACGGGCAGCGAGCACGGCGCCGAGCCGAAUCCCCCAGCACCCACGGCCUCGCCAUGGACGACCUCGACGCGCUGUUGGCAGACUUGGAAUCUACCACCUCCCACAUCUCCAAACGGCCCGUGUUCUUAUCUGAGGAGCCUCCCUACUCCUACCCAACUGGAAGCCACACGUACCAGGAGAUUGCGGUGCCACCCCCUGUCCCACCACCCCCGUCCAACGAGGCCCUCAAUGGGACAGUUUUUGACCCCUUAGACCAGUGGCAGACCAGUGGCUCCCGAUUCACCCACCAGCAGCCUCCAUCCCCAUCACCCGUGUACAGCUCCAGUGCCAAAGCCCCUGGUGCCUCCAACCCCCAAGACGGCGUGGGUCCUCCGUGCUCCCGAGCAGGCGAGGAGGAGCACGUCUACAGUUUCCCUAACAAGCAGAAGUCAGCUGAACCUUCACCUACCAUCAUGAGCUCCUCGCUGGGUAGCAACCUCUCUGAACUUGACCGCCUGUUACUAGAACUGAAUGCCGUGCAGCAUAAUCCCCCAGGCUUCCCUGCAGAUGAUGUCAACUCAAGCCCCCCACUACCUGGAGCCCUGAGCCCUCAUUUUGGGAUCCCAGAGAAUAAUAGCCCUCUGGGAGGCAAGGCUGGGUCCUUGACGAAAGAGAAGCCAAAACGAAAUGGGGGCCGAGGCCUGGAGGAUAUGCGGCCCAGUGUGGAGAGCCUCUUGGAUGAACUGGAGAGUUCUGUGCCCAGUCCUGUCCCCGCCAUCACUGUGAACCAGGGCGAGAUGAGCAGCCCACAGCGAGUCACCUCCAGCCAGCAGCAGACCCGCAUCUCGGCCUCCUCUGCCACCAGGGAGCUGGACGAGCUCAUGGCUUCACUGUCAGAUUUUAAGACCAGUUCCUCUGCUGUGGCCCAGAGCUCUCCGGAGUUGCUGCCCAGCCCACCUCCAUCCCCAUCCCACACCCUUCCUCCUCCUCCUCCCAUGCCUUCUGUAGCCCUGGCCUCCACCACUAAGCCCACCCCUGGAGGCCAAGGUCCCACUCCAGAGGUAUGCACUGAGGAAAAUAGACAGGUCCUUCUGACCCCUGUGGCCCCUAGCUGGCUUGAUUUGGCUGGCUUUGAGGUGACUUCUGAUAUCCGCAAUUCAAAGUGGCCUACUGUGGAGGGUUCUCCGGGGUCAUUUAGUGCCAAGAGCCAGGCUCCAGUUAAGAGGGACCUGCUGAACUCCACGAAUGAGCCCUCUAGUGAUCCCCUCUGCCACACCGCAUCCCCUGCUGGGGGCACAGGAUCCCAGGGGCCAUUGGCUAUCCCAUUUUGUCCAGAGGAGGUUGUGGCUGCCACUUGGAAGUGGCCGUGGGCUUUGGCAACAUCCAGGCCCAAUACUCCCCAUGAAGCCACUCGCAGCUUUCCAGAAGUAAUUGAACCAACUGUUGUGGCCGUGGACCGUCAAGCCAUCUUCCCUGACACCUGGCGUAUCACCAAGGAAUGUGGCCAGCAGGAGAGGACAAAGUCAGAGCCAGGGGACUUGGAAAGCAGUUGCCCUGUCCCAGCUGACAAGGAGCAAUUAGAUGGAGAGCUUCCCUGGAGGGGAAGUCUUAGGGGAGCAGCCCAGGCACCUGAGACCUCAAGGAACCCAGAAGACACCAUCAGAGCUGCUCCCAAAGCCAGGAAGGAACAGCCGGAGACUCCACAUGCCACGGCCACAGGCACACUUGGCGCCUCUGAGAGGAUUUCUACCUCUGGCCAGAUCCGCUCUGUGAUCAGGAGGAGCCGGGAGACAGGCCACGCACACCCCAUGUCCCGGGAGCCCUCUCCUCGCCGCAGGCUGGAUCCCGCCACCCUGAGCAGGACCCCAUCCCAGGAGCAGCUCAUCGCGGAGCUGCAGGGCCGGUUGGGCAUCCAGCCGGAGGCAGAUGAGGCCACAGGGACCCCCACUGAGGACUGGCUGACAGAGGGCAUUGUCAUCACUGUGCAGCCGCGUGGGAGGCGGGCUGGGGCUCAGCUCAUAGAGAAGGUUGUCUUCCCUCCCGACUCUCCCAUUCCCCUGAGAAGAACCCUCUCUGGUGUGGCUUCUCCUCCUCCUGCCCCCUUGCUCCAGCGCCACUCAGACGCCCUGGCCGGCACCUCUUCUCCCCUGCCCAGCCUGCCCACUCCCUCUCGCCUGGGGCCCUCGGCUGGCACCCAUGGGUCUCCUGGGGUCCAGAGUGCAGGGGAGGAGCCCUGUGACAAGGAUGGGCAGGGCCCCGCCCUUCCCACUCCUGGACCCCACACUGUGAGGUCUGUGGGCUGCCAGACUGAUGAGGACCCGCUCUUCCCCCUGAUGCAGAUGCACGGCCUGGAACAAAGAGCGGACGGAGAGCGGCAGCGGGCGGCCGGCUGGUCUCCAAGCAGCAGGCAGAGCAGCCCUGAAGGGCAGGACGAGGGAGGGUUCAUGGCUCAGGGGAAGACCGGGAGCAGCCCACCCCCCGGGGUACCCUCAAAGCCUGGGAGUCAGCUUGAUAGCAUGCUGGGGAGCCUGCAGUCUGACCUGAAUAAGCUGGGGGUCGCCACCGUCGCUAAGGGGGUCUGUGGGGCCUGCAAGAAGCCCAUCGCUGGACAGGUGGUGACUGCCAUGGGGAAGACAUGGCAUCCCGAGCACUUUGUCUGCACCCACUGCCAAGAAGAGAUCGGGUCCCGGAACUUCUUCGAGCGGGACGGACAGCCCUACUGUGAAAAGGACUAUCACAACCUCUUCUCCCCGCGCUGCUACUACUGCAACGGGCCCAUCCUGGAUAAAGUGGUGACAGCCCUUGACCGGACGUGGCACCCGGAGCAUUUCUUCUGCGCGCAGUGUGGGGCCUUCUUUGGUCCAGAAGGCUUCCACGAGAAAGAUGGCAAAGCCUACUGCCGGAAGGAUUAUUUUGACAUGUUCGCGCCCAAGUGUGGUGGCUGUGCCCGGGCCAUCCUGGAGAACUACAUCUCGGCCCUCAACACCCUCUGGCACCCCGAGUGCUUUGUGUGCCGGGAGUGCUUCACCCCUUUCAUCAAUGGCAGCUUCUUCGAGCACGAGGGGCAGCCGUACUGCGAGGUGCACUACCACGAGCGCCGGGGCUCCCUGUGUUCCGGCUGCCAGAAGCCCAUCACCGGUCGCUGCAUCACCGCCAUGGCCAAGAAGUUCCACCCAGAGCACUUCGUCUGUGCCUUCUGCCUCAAACAGCUCAACAAGGGCACCUUCAAGGAGCAGAACGACAAGCCCUACUGUCAGAGCUGCUUUCUCAAGCUUUUCUGCUAGGCGCCCACCCGCCGACCGGCCCGCCCUUCCCCAGCCCUCCCCAGCUGCUACUGUGAUCCAGAGCCCUCGCUCGCCCAGGGUGGUGGGCCUCACCCCCCAGAAACUGGAGCCUCGUCCUCAGCAGGCAAAGGCUGAGAAGAGGGCUGUGGGGGUCCUGCCUGCUUCUCCUCACACCCACCUGAGCCCCGGGGCCGCCUCAUCCUGUGGCUGCCUGCUCUCCAUCCUCCUCAGAGGCAGAGGCGGAGGCCGAGUCCAGCCGGCCCCAGGUGUGGCCCCAUGCCAGGUCAGCACUCCACACUGGAACCUCUCACACUCAUUUGUCAGCAGUGGAGUCGGGGCAGGAGAGCAGGCAGGGUCAACUGGGGGCUUUUAAAAAAAAAAAUCCGUCUUUCUCCCUGACCUAAUUAAUUACCCUGAGAGUAUUGGGGGACACCGGUCCCCCUCCAGACAAUGCCAGCAUAAACCCAUCCAUCCAAGGGUGAAUAUGCCCAUGGGCCGCCGAAGGCUCCUUGGGCUCCUGCCUGCCAGUCUCCCUGGGUUUGGGCGACCUCCUCUUUUCUACCUGCUCCGGUUCUACUGAGAAAAGCCUCUCCAGCAAUAAUAUUUUAUAGCCACCUUCUCCAUUUCCGGGGACGGCGUGAGGUGGGGAGUGUCACGUGUGCCUCGACACUGUACCGACUUUGAUAGAUUUCUACACUGAGGUUUGAAUUUGUAUUGUCCCAAGUUGCUUUUACUUCUCUAUACAAGAUGAUUUUGAAGAGAUUUUAAAGAUGUUCCCUUUUGUAUUCUCCCCUCUGUCCACUGCCACUGGUCCUGCAGGUGACCUUGGCUUUGGUAUGGACUUUGCUUUGUACUAAGGGCUUGGGUUGGGGAAGCAAUUUGUAUUUUAUUUUUUUCUUAGCACAAGCAGGUGAACUGGGAGCAGUUCUGUGAUCCCCUUCCCACCCCUUAAUUUCAUAGCUCACCAGGACUGUUUUAUAAACUGCUGUAUUUUGAAACCCCUUCCCCACUGCCCAGGCCAGCAAGCUGUUAAUUAAAACUCGCCAAAGGGCGCUUGGCCCUUUUGGACCUGGAAUUCUGAACCUCAUCUGUCCUGUUCCCAAGAGACACGAGAGGGAAGUACGCUGUGGGGUCUUUCUUCUGCCUGAGGAAGCCAUCUGGAGCCUCUUGUGCCCCAGGAACUCAUGGCAGCAAAGAGAACCCACUGAACAUUCUUAGCUGCCUCAUUGCUCCUCUGGAGAUCUUUGUUCUGUCUUCUCAGGAAAGUUGGUAUCCACUUUUGUCCAGGAAGACCGUAAGGGUCUCUGGUCUUGAACCCACUGGGUACAUCGCUCCCUCAAACUUCCUGGAGACUGGGCACAGGCUGCUCCUCCCCUCUGACAGGCAGGAUCCAUGCUUGGAAGGUCUGGGAAGUAGGACCUAAGCUAGUGCAAGUGGGGCCUGGUAGGCUUUGUAGCCAAGUGACAGGAUCCUGUCAAGCAACGGGAAAUCCCAUAGCUCUUAUUUCCCAAAGAUGAAACCGGAGUAGCUAGGCCUGGGCUUUCUGAAUAAGGGAAAGCAGGUAUUCAGAGAGGUCCGCAGGCAGGGGGCUCAGACCAUCCUACCAGCCUCCUAAUAGAGGCUGAGUGUGUUGGGGUCCCAGAAGUGGAUGCUCUGAACUGGGCUGGAGCAACCCAGGUUUGGGGAGGUCAGUCUGGGCAUUCCAGAGGUCUGAUGCCUCCACCCCCACCCACAGGCCUUAACUGCUCUGUUUACAGUGACCUGUCCCAAGCCUGUCCUCAAGAAGGGAUUGGGGCUUCAGGGGGCCACCCUCUGGGUCGAUGAUUAUGUGAUCAUUUUUUUUCUAUAAACUUCCAACCUGGCUUUUUCCAUUUCAAUUCCUGUGAUUUAUGCCAAUAAAGUUUGCCAUUAUUUUCA
Molecule: messenger RNA, 5265 nt
Organism: Jaculus jaculus (lesser Egyptian jerboa)
Lineage: Eukaryota; Metazoa; Chordata; Mammalia; Rodentia; Dipodidae
Gene: Pxn
Product: paxillin
Exons: 15
Coding region: 139-3348 (1069 amino acids)
Biological process (GO): transforming growth factor beta receptor signaling pathway; endothelial cell migration; substrate adhesion-dependent cell spreading
Source: RefSeq, a predicted model, not a curated record